Pezoporus flaviventris is the source of this 3996-nucleotide messenger RNA. Its product is annotated as mitogen-activated protein kinase kinase kinase 3-like. NCBI's taxonomy places the organism in Eukaryota, Metazoa, Chordata, Aves, Psittaciformes, Psittacidae. Gene Ontology annotation, biological process: protein phosphorylation. The record is from RefSeq and is a predicted model, not a curated record. Bases 120 to 1985 code for a protein of 621 amino acids. Gene Ontology annotation, molecular function: protein kinase activity; ATP binding; protein binding. The transcript has 17 exons.
CCGCGGGACAUGCCCUUCCGCGGGUAGCCGCGCCGCCGGUCCGGGUGGAUGCUUGAGAGUGGAGGAUAAGGUACAAGUGUCUGGGACCAGUGGAAUGGAGGCCUGAUGUAGAUGGAAAGAUGGAUGAAGAAGCAGCUCUGAACUCUAUUAUGAAGGAUCUGGCAGCAUUGGGCAAAUGUGGGGGGCUGCUGGACAACAACAGGAAUAAAAACAGUGUUCACAGCAGCAAACAGCAGCGGAAUGUCAGGAUCAAGUUUGAAUAUGAAGGAGAGAAAAGGAUUAUCCAGUUUCCAAGACCAGUCAGAUUCAAAGAAGUGGUGCAGAAGGUCACAGAUGCUUUUGGACAGACGAUGGACUUAGUCUGUGUGAACAACGAGCUCCUGAUCCCGCUGAAAUCCCAGGAAGAUUUGGACAAAGCGAUGGAACAGUUGGAGCUGAGCCCUUCCCUGAAGAGCCUGAGGAUCCUUGUGAGCGCUCCAAAGAAAGCGAAUCUCCUCCAGCCAAACAACAGCAAACAGCACGAAAUGAGGAUCUCCAGGUCCAUGGGUGAUAUCAUGGGAUCCCUGUACAAAGACUCUGAGAGGACGCGGAAGUAUUCAACAGGCUCUCUGCACACUGGCAGGAGCUCUCCGCCCCCAGGGAGCGUUCCUGAAGAGCAGCAGCAGAUCGCUCGCCAGGGAUCCUAUACCAGCAUCAACAGUGAGGGCGAGUUCAUCCCUGAGACCAUGGAUCAGAAUAUGCUUGAAGCUUUCAUCAGCCCUGAUGAUUCACUGUCUGGGAGCUGCCAAUCGCUGGACAGAUCUGUGGACAGCCCUCCCUUCACCCAAACCCCUGUUCCUGGAAGGAAGACCCAUCCCAAAGACAGUCUUGAUUGCAUGGAUUUUGAUAUCCCGUUCUGCGAGAGGUUUGGGAAAGGUGGGACCUUCCCGAGGCAAUACCACCUCUCCCAAAGUCGCAAGGACUACAGUGAUGGCCGGAGGACUUUUCCUAGGAGUUACUUCCCACAGGAGAACCUGUUUCAGCUUGUCCCUUCUAGCCGAACCAAGAGCUUUAAUGGGGACAGCAAGCUCAGCACCUUGCAGUACGAUGAGUACAGGCCCAAAUGGAGGAGCAAUUGUGAAAAAGGUCUGCAAGUCUUCAGCACCUCCCCUACAAAAGCUAGGAACUCCCUGCAGGCACCUGUGAACUGGAGGCUGGGGAAACUGCUUGGAAGAGGGGCUUUUGGGGAAGUUUAUCUCUGCUAUGAUGCUGACACUGGCCGGGAGCUGUCAGUGAAGCAGGUGCCUUUUGACCCUGAGAGUCAAGAGACAAGUAAAGAAGUUAAUGCCUUAGAAUGUGAGAUUCAGCUGUUGAAGACUCUCCGCCAUGACAGGAUAGUGCAGUACUAUGGGUGCUUGCGGGAUCCUGAGGAGAAGAAGCUCUCUAUAUUUGUUGAAUACAUGCCAGGGGGCUCAAUAAAGGACCAGCUAAAAGCUUACGGUGCUCUGACCGAGAAUGUCACACGGAAGUACACCAGGCAGAUCCUGCAGGGCGUUUUCUACUUACACAGCAAUAUGAUUGUCCACAGGGACAUUAAAGGUGCCAAUAUUUUGAGAGAUUCUGCUGGAAAUGUGAAACUUGGAGAUUUUGGGGCCAGCAAACGUAUUCAAACCAUCUGCAUGUCUGGGACUGGGAUUAAAUCUGUCAUGGGAACACCAUACUGGAUGAGCCCAGAGGUUAUCAGUGGAGAGGGCUAUGGAAGGAAAGCUGAUGUAUGGAGUGUGGCCUGCACCGUGGUGGAGAUGUUAACAGAGAAGCCGCCGUGGGCAGAGUUCGAGGCCAUGGCGGCUAUUUUUAAGAUUGCCACCCAGCCGACCAAACCCCAGCUCCCUGACAGUGUCUCCAACUCCUGCCGCAACUUCCUCGAGCAGAUCUUCGUGGAGGAGAAGCGGAGGCCGACAGCUGAGGACCUGCUGAGACACCCCUUCGUGAACUGCGGGCUCUGAGCCCCUGGCAGUGGGGAUGGGGAAACGCUGGUGGGAACGGGGUGGCCGCCAGACUUUCUGUGCUCUACGGUUCAGACCUCCACCCUGGGCUGUCCUGGCGGUGGCCCCCAUAGGUCCCUUCUUGCUCAUUGUUGGCUCAGCACCCUCUGUGUUGUUGGAUUUCCAAGCUGCUCUCAGGAUUAUUGGCACCAGGAAUUCAGAGUGAGGGAUUUCCCAGACUUAUGCGAGUGCUGGCCUCGGACCAAGUAACCUUCUUGCUGCCAGCGAUAAGAGGGUCAUCCCACCUCACCAUGUUACUUAUCUCUAGGGGAAAGUGCAGCAAAUGGGAUCCAUUCUCCGCCACAGCACAACAGCGAUGCUGGCAGCAUCCCCGGGACAGCAGAUGAAUAAGAUGCUCAGUGGCGGUCACCACCUUUUGCAGGAGAACAGACAGGGGCUUAAGCCAAGCUGAAGGAGAUGAUCCUCAGACUACAGAGUCGGGGGGACCUGCAUGUCCUCGUUCACAAGGGGACCGAACCCUCCUGGAGGUCGUGGGACCAGCCCACAUCUCCAGGCAGGGCGGCAUUUAAUACUGUUCUGUGCCUUAAGCGGUUACAAUCAAGGAGUGAUGCUCGGCGCAAAGCACAGGGUCGGGUGCGAUGAUGCAGCAGCCGUGUUGACUUUGCCUUUGUGUAUGUGUGUGCAUGUGUGUGUGUGUGACUCUUGGAAGAAGGGGUCCUCUCAGGGUGCAGGAGGUCUCUCUGGGGUACACCCAUGGACCGAUGCCCAGGACCUCUGCCAUGGGCUGUGUGUAGGGAUGUUUAAAUGUUGUCAAUACCUGCAGCUGAGCAUCAGACAGUUCUUGUUAGGAACCAUCAGGCUUCAGGUGGGAGCUGGAGGACAUCUUGGUGAGGAUGCUCUCUGCUCACAGCCUUAGUCCUGCUAGCCUGUACCUAUGCUGCUACACUGAGUUUGGAGGGCUGCCAAUACAUUGUGGAAGCAGAGCUGCAGGAGGAGCCCAGUGGGUCUCCAAAUAACCUAAGCAGAGAGAAACAGAGCCUGUUGAUCUGGACUGCCAAGGGCUGGGUGCCUUCUCCAGGCCCUGUACGACCAGCCCUGGGAGCAGGGAAGGGGGAUAUCAUCUCCAUGAUGGUGCCCAAGGCAGCAGCUGCAGGGCUGUGAAGCUGCAAAUCAGAAGAGAGUUAUGUGAGUUGAGGGCAGCUGGAAACAGAUUUCUUCCCCCAGUAUAUUUGAAGUUUUAGGAGAAAAUAGGCCAGUUGUGAGCUACAAGCAGUACCCUGCUGGGAAACUGGGCAGGGAGCAUGCACAGACUCCUUGGAAGCUAAUGAAUUCAUCAGAUCUUGGUUAUUUUGGACAAACUAAUUGCACCUUCCCUUUUCCUGCUGCAAUAGCUGUGUCCAUCUGGCCCAGCAAAGGGUUAAAUAUGCAGUUACCAGGAGGUUGCUGUCUUCAUGCCAGUGGGUGAAAACAUAUUGUUUCUAAUUGAAAAUGAAAAGCGUUGCUUGGACUGAAGAGGAAGUUGGGAGAUUGGUGUGAUUUGACCUGUCCUUGGAUUCUUCCACGUGGAAGAAGAGAUCAAGACUUUGCACGGCAGGUGUGCCAGUAAGAGCCUUUCCUUGUCAACAGCUCGGAAAAGAAGCAAAAAUUAGAGCUAUUCCAGUUUAAAAAUAAAACACUGGUAUGGUCAGGGAAAAUGAGGGGAAAUAGCUCAAAGGAUUCCCUAGAAACUUCCCUGCAAAGCUGCAGAGGCCAGUUCUUGCCCAGGCUGGGCUCUGGUGAAACCAGUCUGACACAGCGGUGAUGGGCAGCUGUCUUGGGAAGGGGGGGUUUAAAGUUGCCUCCUUUCUCUGGGUGGGAGCGAAGAAUUUUAUUCUGUGAAUAGGACCAAAUCCAUCAUCAGUCUGUUUGGUAACAUGGGAUGGAUGGACAAAAAGAAAACAAUCAGUGUUGGCUGGGGAGGGUUUUGUCAGAAGAGGGUAACGAGAGAUGUGUUUUCACCAAAGCUAACAAA